Symbiodinium sp. CCMP2592 is the source of this 2853-nucleotide messenger RNA. The record is from the annotation of a GenBank genome assembly. Lineage: Eukaryota; Dinophyceae; Suessiales; Symbiodiniaceae.
AUGGAUCCCGCAACGCUGCAUGCGGCCGUUUGCCGCGCCGAUGCGGACGAUCCCCGGUUGCUCGGCCGGCGCAGCGUGGGAAAGGCGAAAAACCAAGAGAAGCUCCCCCCGGAGGAGCCGUUGCUGCGUCCGGGGAGAGCCAAAGUCUUGCAGGAGGUGAAGGUACGAGCUGCCAAAUGCAAAGAGUCGGAGAUUCUUGGGCUCCUACGGGAGGGCAUGUUCGUGACGAUCCACGAGGUGUGCACCAAGUCAGCGCACGUGGAAUAUGGACUGACCGGCCUGGUCGGAUGGGUCACCUUGAGGAGGAACUCCGAACCGGUGCUUAAGGAGGAUCCCUGGUCCCAUCGACCUCCUGUGAAGAAGGUGCCUAAAGCUUCAGAGCCACCACCGGAACCAGAAGCGUUUGAGACAGUCAAUUUGCAGGAGCCGUUGCUACGUCCGGGGAGAGCCAAAGUCUUGCAGGAGGUGGAGGUACGAGCUGCCAAAUGCAAAGAGUCAGAGAUUAUUGGGCUCCUACGGGAGGGCAUGUUCGUGACGAUCCACGAGGUGUGCACCAAGUCAGCGCACGUGGAAUAUGGACUGACCGGCCUGGUCGGAUGGGUCACCUUGAGGAGGAACUCCGAACCGGUGCUUAAGGAGGAUCCCUGGGCCUUUCGACCUGCCGUGAAGAGGGUGCCCCAAGCUUCAGAGCCGCCACCGGAGCCAGAAGCUUUUGAGACAGUCAAUUUGCAGGAGCCGUUGCUACGUCCGGGGAGAGCCAAAGUCUUGCAGGAGGUGGAGGUACGAGCUGCCAAAUGCGAAGAGUCAGAGAUUCUGGGGCUCCUACGGGAGGGCAUGUUCGUGACGAUCCACGAGGUGUGCACCAAGUCAGCGCACGUGGAAUAUGGACUGACCGGCCUGGUCGGAUGGGUCACCUUGAGGAGGAACUCCGAACCGGUGCUUAAGGAGGAUCCCUGGGCCUUUCGACCUGCCGUGAAGAGGGUGCCCCAAGCUUCAGAGCCGCCACCGGAGCCAGAAGCUUUUGAGAAAGUCAAUGCCAAACUUGCCGCUGCGCGCCCUUGCAACAAAGCCGCAGGCAGCUCGGCAGGGGAUCACCGCAGCUUGCCUGAGCCGGCGUGGACGCGGAUCCAUGACAGGUUUCAGGCAGAACUUGCCAAUCGCUUGUUAUCAAAGUCACAAAGUCCAGAUGUCGAAAACGUCGCAUGCAGAGCCGAAUUCAUCGGCGAUCAUCGCAGCCUGCCUGAGACAGCUUGGCUGCGAAUCCACGAGAGGUUUCGGGGAGAGCCUGUCCACUGCUCACAGUUUCAAGAUGGCGAAGCCAUCACAAGCAGACCCACCUCCAGCCUCGACCAAGGAAGUUUGCGCAAGUCAGCAUGGAAGAGGAUCCAGGACACGUGGAAGAGUAUCCGUAACAGAUUUCAGGGGGAAGCCGUCCCUUGCAAGAAAUCGUCGCAUUCACCAGUUCGGCGUGCGGAAGUCAGCACGGGCAGAGCCGACUGCAGCGGCGAUCACCGAAGCUUGCCUGAGGCAGCAUGGAAGGUAAUCCAUGACAGAUUCCGCACAGACAGUGCUCCCUGCAUGUCGUCUACACGAGAUGUCGCUCCCGUCAGAGCCUACUGCAGCGGCGAUCACCGAAGCUUGCCUGAGGCAGCAUGGAAGGUGAUCCAUGACAGAUUCCGCACAGACAGUGCUCCCUGCAUGUCGUCUGCACGAGAUGUCGCUCCCGUCAGAGCCUACUGCAGCGGCGAUCACCGAAGCUUGCCUGAGGCAGCAUGGAAGGUAAUCCAUGACAGAUUCCGCACAGACAGUGCUCCCUGCAUGUCGUCUACACGAGAUGUCGCUCCCGUCAGAGCCUACUGCAGCGGCGAUCACCGAAGCUUGCCUGAGGCAGCAUGGAAAGUAAUCCAUGGCAGAUUCCGCACAGACAGUGCCCACUGCACGUCGUCUACACGAGAUGUCGCUCCCGUCAGAGCCUACUGCAGUGGUGAUUAUCGAAGCUUGCCUGAGGCAGCAUGGAAGGGAAUCCAUGACAGAUUCCACACAGACAGUGCUCCCUGCAUGUUUUCUACACGAGAUGUCGCUCCCGUCAGAGCCGACUGCAGCGGCGAUCACCGAAGCUUGCCUGAGGCAGCAUGGAAGGUAAUCCAUGACAGAUUCCGCACAGACAGUGCUCCCUGCAUGUCGUCUACACGAGAUGUCGCUCCCGUCAGAGCCUACUGCAGCGGCGAUCACCGCACCUUGCCUGAGGCAGCAUGGAAGGUAAUCCAUGACAGAUUCCGCACAGACAGUGCUCCCUGCAUGUCGUCUACACGAGAUGUCGCUCCCGUCAGAGCCUACUGCAGCGGCGAUCACCGAAGCUUGCCUGAGGCAGCAUGGAAGGUAAUCCAUGACAGAUUCCGCACAGACAGUGCCCCCUGCUUGUCCUCUACAGAAGAUUUCGCACCCGUGCGAGCCGACUGCAGCGGCGAUCACCGCUGCUUGCCUGAGGCAGCGUGGAAGCUAAUCGUUGACAGAUUCCACGCACACAGUGCUCCCUGCAUGUCGUCUACACAAGAUUUCGCACCCGUCAGAGCCUACUGCAGCUGCGAUCACCGCACCUUGCCUGAGGCAGCAUGGAAGGUAAUCCAUGACAGAUUCCGCACAGACAGUGCCCCCUGCUUGUCGUCUCCAGAAGAUUUCGCACCCGUGCGAGCCGACUGCAGCGGCGAUCACCGAAGCUUGCCUGAGGCAGCAUGGAAGCGAAUCCACGACCAGUUUGAAGGUCCCUGUUCUCGUCCCAGUUCCACAGCUGUUUCCGACUGGUGGAUGGCCUUCUGGCAUCAAGCUGUGCGCGACCUAUGCUGCAGCCGGUGA